Molecule: messenger RNA, 1888 nt
Organism: Trematomus bernacchii (emerald rockcod)
Lineage: Eukaryota; Metazoa; Chordata; Actinopteri; Perciformes; Nototheniidae
Gene: atf4b
Product: activating transcription factor 4b
Exons: 3
Coding region: 276-1571 (431 amino acids)
Biological process (GO): regulation of transcription by RNA polymerase II
Cellular component (GO): ATF1-ATF4 transcription factor complex; ATF4-CREB1 transcription factor complex; nucleus
Molecular function (GO): DNA-binding transcription activator activity, RNA polymerase II-specific; RNA polymerase II transcription regulatory region sequence-specific DNA binding
Source: RefSeq, a predicted model, not a curated record
UGCACAGCCGCACGACCUACGCCAUUUUCCCUUCAGAGAAACAACAAACAUUAACAUCGUCGAUCAUCGCUACCUCUGGCGAAAUGGCAGCGUGAAAGUGUGCCGCGACCUAGCAGCAGCCAACAAACAGUGCAUCCAACAAGUGCACUAAGUCACUUCAAAUUCAGCAAACAUGUCGUCCUUCUUGGAAACCCUCACCACUGCUGCUUACAACAGCAUAAAAGACUUCAAACCCUUCCUAUCACGGUCCCCUCUCGUGACCAACAACAGCCACUAUGACCACGAUGAUGACAAACUCACUGUUUGGCCUGGAAGACAUGGAGGCCCUUCUCUGGGCUCCUUCCUCUCCCAUGGCUGACCUCAUCACCUUCCCCUCUUCACGCCCUGACCUCACAGAUCAACAGGAAGAAGGAGGACGAGGAGGAACCUCAUUGGUUGGGGACACGUCACCUGUGUCGCCCCUCACCUCCUCAUCGCUGUCCACUUCCUCCUCCCCUCCUCCAUUUUAUUCCCCUCCUCCCUCGCCGUCCUCCCUCCUCCUGCAGGGGGACAAAGAUGGGAUGGAGUCUGACCUGCUGUCCCUCCCCUGGUUGGGCCACACCGGUCACCUGAGACAGAACUCAGUCUCAGAUGACAUAAAAGAGGAUGUGUUCGGUGACUUCGACUGGAUGGCAGAGAGGGUGGAUCUGAGCGAUUUCGACCUGGAUUCUCUGAUCCCCGACGAAGACUCCCCCAGCUGCUCAGAAGACCUCCUCGCCUCCCUUGACUGCCCCAUGGAGCUUGACUCCCUCCCACUGCCCACUCUCUCAAAUCUCCCCUCUGCUUCUCUUCCAAGUAUCCCUCCUCCCCCCACUGUGUGCUCAGAUCCUCCCGUUGUUAUUACACUGGAUGAGCCUGAAUGCUACUUCGAUGACCAGGACGUUCCCCUGUGCGUCCCGGAGCUGGAAAUCAAAUCCGAGCCCGCAUCUCCAGAUCCUGCGUCCCCAUUGGUCGAUUCUCCGUCCUCCCCGGCCUACACCUUAGAUUUGGGCAGUGAAGUGGACGUUUCGGAGUGCGAGAUGAAGCCGAUGGUGGCUCCAGUCAUCCCUCAAGUCGCCAGGAUAGUGUUCUCCCUGUCCCCCACCCGAAUCCUUCUUGUUUUGGCCCCCAAACAGGAAAUCGGCAUCACCACUGUAACCGCCACGUCGCAGAUCGUUCAUUCCUCCUCCUCCCCUCCGCCAAAACCCUCCCCCAGAAGCAGACCCUACCCAGAGCCUGCAUGUAGAACCAGCCCACCGCCGUCUCCCAGCGUCAAAGUCAAGCCACAAGGUCGGGAAGGUGACGAAAAGACGUCCUUUAAAGCACCGAAGGCGAGGAAAAUGAAGAAGAUGGAGCAGAAUAAGACUGCUGCCACGCGGUACCGGCAGAAGAAGAGGAGCGAGCAGGAAACGCAGUCUGAGGAGCACACACGUCUGGAGAGGAAGAACAUGGAGCUGACGGAGAAAGCCGAAUCCAUGGCCCGGGAGAUCGAGUACCUGAAGGAGCUGAUGGAGGAGGUGCGAACGGCAAGGGGCAAAAAAGAUGACCCCUAGUGACCGGUAGAUGAAGUGUGUGUGAGAGAAAGUGACUAUGAGAAAGUGGGCUUACAUACUUUUUAAGAAUGAGCAUCAGUGAGGCAUGUGUUCUGUCCGUACAGUAUGGACACACCUCCUUUUUAAUACACUGGUAUUAAAUAUAAACGAUAGAGUAUGGAAACAAGUAUUUUCCAUUCAGUAUAUCAACUUGUGUGUUUUUUGUAAUGUAUGUAUUCUAUUUCUGGACCCUACAAGCCUGCCAGUAAGAUGUAUUUUAAAUAAUGAUGUAUUAUAGUGAAAUUGGACCAUCUCUUAAUAAAGAGUCUUAAACGUAA